AUGUCGAAACACGCUACACUGAUAAAGCCUCCCAAGGCCCUCCCUCACCACUCGCCGAUCGAAAACGUCCUGUCUCUGCUGCCUCUCAGCGACAUCGGCCCCGACAUCUAUACCAACGCUCGCCCGCUAUGGCAUCCUCCCGGCGCCCGCGGCAUCUUCGGCGGCGCCGCGAUCGCGCAAUGCCUGUCCGCCGCCCAAGCCACGAUCCCUCCCGACUUCACCGUGCACAGCAUGCACUGCUACUUCGUCCUGGCAGGAAAUAGCGAGAUCCCGAUCCUCUACCACGUCGAGAGAGUCCGUGACGGCAAAAGCUUCAUCACAAGAACAGUGCAAGCUCGCCAGCGCGGGGCCUGCAUCUUCACCACCACGCUCUCCUUUAUGAAAAAGGACUCCGGCGGUGUUUUGCGAGUCGAGCACGCCGUCCCGAUGCCCCAGGACGUGAUCCCCCCACCGGACUUGGACUCCGCCCGCCACCAAAUCUCCGGCGACGAGCGGCCGUUCGAAUCCGUGCGCUCGCCCGCCCUCCACAAGGGCGAACCGUCCAGCCGGAAACUGCGGCAGUGGAUCCGCGCCCGCGGCCGCAUAAGCGACUGUCCGCCCAACGUGCGCGAGGGGGAAUUGCAAAGCGGCCAACGCGCAAAUCAACCGGGGGAUAACCACCAAGCGCACCUCUCCGCGCUGGCAUACAUGUCCGACUCGUACUUUAUCGGCACCAUCUCGCGGGUCCACGGUCUGCAGCGAUUCGCGAACAAGGGGAACAUCGAGCGCCUGCUCAAACGGUUUCCCGGCAGCGACGCGGAGCGCAAACAGAUGGAGGAAUAUCUCCUGCAGAUCGGGCGCGAGGAGGAAGAGGAAGACGCGGAGCUCGAUUCCUCGCGCACGCCGGCCCAGCGGCUGGAGCACCAGCAGGAUAAUCGGCGGGUCGGCAUGAUGGUGUCGCUCGAUCAUACCAUCUUCUUCCACAAUCCGCGGUCGUUCCGCGCGGACGAGUGGAUGUUGACGGAGAUGGAGAGUCCCUGGGCUGGGGAUGGGAGGGGUCUAGUCGUGCAGAGGAUCUGGAGCAAGGAGGGGGUGUUGAUCGCUACGUGCACGCAGGAGGGCGUCGUGCGGUUGCAGCAGAAGGAGAGUAAGCUGUAG
Molecule: messenger RNA, 1137 nt
Organism: Cladophialophora yegresii CBS 114405
Lineage: Eukaryota; Fungi; Ascomycota; Eurotiomycetes; Chaetothyriales; Herpotrichiellaceae
Exons: 1
Coding region: 1-1137 (378 amino acids)
Biological process (GO): fatty acid catabolic process; acyl-CoA metabolic process
Cellular component (GO): peroxisomal matrix
Molecular function (GO): fatty acyl-CoA hydrolase activity
Source: RefSeq, a predicted model, not a curated record